GGUCAGGUCGUCCCGCCGCCACAGCGCUCCUACUCACCUCGCGCUCGCCGCUUCGCGAGUUUCCACCACGCAAGCUUCUGUCGAGCAAAAGUUUGUCGUCGGCGCAUCGAGUGCGCUGCCGUGAGCGCCGCCCUUGCUAACCGCGUCUUCAUAUUUUAUUUUUUAUUCCUUUUUUUUCGUUCUUUAGUAAACCAGGCUGGACACCGUUGGAUGGGAGUCACUCACCUCGGCGUCAGAUUUGUACUACUUGAGUGAUCACCGGGGUGCUUUGAAAGUGUUUGUCGACUGCGGCCAGCCCUGCGGUGGUUUGGGAGUCGCGCCGCGGAGGAAUAGUUACAGGACACGCGGCAUCGAUCUCAGAUACUGUCCUUUUAAUUUUCUGCCUACGCAUCGACUGGGCUCACAAGAGUCUGCCGUGACUUGCCGUGAAGUUAGUGCGGAAGUUAGUCACCACUAGUGACUUCAAAAACUAACUCCUGCUCCGCGCGCUCGCGCGCGCGCGUGAGCCACUUGUGUUUAUAAUUUCUUUCCUCCCUCUCGCUUUCUCACAGUGGCAGCGAUGCCGACUUGUUUCGACCGCGUGCUUGCGGCACUGACUUAUCUAUUCGGGCGGCUGUUGUGACUUCGGGGUUAAAACGUUUCGUUUUGCCCAGCUCUUCCAUCGUGUUCCAUUGCGAAACAUCGUGCGCGUCACUGCGGCAGCUCUCUUGUCUGCAUCGUCGUGUUGCCGCUGCCACUAGUACGUGCCUUCUUGUCACACGCUCCCGUCGUGUGAGAGACAGCUGAGGCCAGACCUAAUAAAAAGGGUGCGCGUGUCUAAGCAACCAGACAUUGAGAUCAACAACAGCGGGAAUCAGAAGCAGUGAACUUUGAACGACGCGAAACUGAUUGUUCAUCGUGAUGCGUCUCCCGUGGCUGCUCGCCCUCAAGGCCCUCAUCGUGAUGGCACUGCCGCAACGACGCGAGCUGUCCAACGCCAUCGAGGACGUCUCUUCGGCGUCGCUGUCUUCGACGACCAACGGCGGCGGCGAGGAGUUGCCGCGCCGUCAUCACGGCCAACAGCAGCAGCGACUCAAGGACGGGGCGGCCGUCUCCCGGUUGCUUCAGGUAUUCGGGCUGCGAGAACCUCGGCGUCGCGAGCGUCACCAGCAGCCUCCCGUCUACAUGCUCGAGCUGUACAACGCCACCGCGGGCUCCGGAGGGAUUACGCGAUCGGCGAACAAGUACAACGCCAACCUGGUGCGCAGCUUUCCCGACCGAGUGAGGCGGCAUAACAAGCGUGGCAAGAAGAAGAACAAGGACAAAAAGGGCACGAGGGGAAGCGGUGUCGCCAGGGAGAGUCCACUGCGCUUCUUCUUCAACGUGACGCCCAGCGAGUCGGCUAAGGAAGAAGUGCUGCAAGCCGAGUUUCAUCUCUACAAGCUGCGACCCAAACACCGACCGGCGGACAGGCUCGGCGAUGCCAAAUCACAUCUGCUCGAGGUGCGCGUCUACCAAGCGAUGCCGGGUGUGUCUCCGCUGCGUGAGGAGGGCCAUAGGCUGCUAGAUGUGCGGCGCAUGACGUACACCUCGGUUGGCUGGGAAGUGUUCUACGUGAAGGCCGCUGCCGUCGACUGGAUCAAGGACCCUUCUUCAAAUCUCGGUAUACUGAUGACGAUCCGAACGGCACACGGCCGACGGUUGGAGGACGGUGUGCUUCGCUUCGCCAAGAGACACCAAGGCCACGUGAACAAGCAACCCAUCCUGGUGGUGUUCAGCGAUGACGGUAGGCCCAGCAGGGAGACGCUGUACCCGACUGGGGCCAACGGUGACACCACUGGAGAAUUGCUUCCGGGCCGGAUAACUGGUGCGAGCGUGCCGGUCGCGCCCAACAGUGACGGCUUGACACUGGCACCAAAUACCAGGAGCGUGCGGGCAGCUCCACCUGCCUCCGGAUCCAAGUCUUCUUCUGGAGGCAAGGUUCACAAUGAACCGUUUGGUUGCACGAGGCACGAGAUGUACGUGGAUUUCGAAAAGAUUGGCUGGUCCAGCUGGAUUAUCUCGCCGAAAGGCUACAACGCCUACCACUGCAAGGGUCAGUGCUACUUCCCGUUGGGCCAGAACCAGUGGCCUACCAACCACGCGACAGUGCAGAGCAUCGUCAAUGAGCUCAGCUUGACAGCUGGAGUGGGCGCUCCGUGCUGCGUGCCUAACAAGCUCUAUUCUAUCAGCCUGCUCUACUUCGACGAAAACGAGAACGUGGUGCUCAAGCAGUAUGACGACAUGGUGGCCGCCAGCUGUGGAUGCCACUGAAACUUCUGCACCGACCCAUUCAAAAGAAUGGCUACCGAACGCCCAUGCUCUUUUGACGAUACCUGUGUUCUCACCGAAUGACUUCCGUGGAGGUGGAAGUAGAGCCUUGCUGCACGCUAUAAAAUCGUAUAGUAAGGCAAACGCAGCGUAAGCGACUGAAGGCGCAAAGACGCCUAAAUUUAUGUGUCCUUCUUUUGCUCUGGACGUCUAGAAAUUCUGUGGUUUGAACGGCUAGCGUCGUGGCGGUAUUCAUGGCAUUAGAAAACGCCUUGUGUAUUUCGAAAAGUCUUGACCCGGACUCUGUGCGUGACGAAACCACUACGCCGUUUGGUGCCGUGAAAGGUGUUGCAUUAUCUAUUUGUCGUUUUUGUGUCUCAGAGAGACUACUUGUAGGUCUUACGUCUUGACUGUCUCCUAAAAACGUUUCUUGUAGACAACUUCCUGACUGUGUGACCCAUCAGCGCUUACCUGUUGUGCCGGGGCGGCUUUUGGCCUGUCGACUACAUAAAAGUGGUCUUGAUGUUGAAAACUUUGUGAGGAUUGAUCGUAAAAGCAUUCAGCAUGUUGAAUAUUUCUUUCUGUAGAUGUCUGGUAAUGAUCGAAGCAGUUCCAGUGCCGCGCCAUCUCACAUCAUUGCAGUGCAUGGUUGCCUUCUGCCGAAGAAUGGUGGUCGACAAGAUGCUUUGGUCUCCAUGUAAGGAUAAAAUCCAGUGUCCGUCAGAUUCGAAUUCCGAAGAGUGAAAGUCAUAUUUGUGUUUGACAGAUCUAGCCAGUGAUAUAUUGCUACAGUAGAGCCUAUGUAAAGGACAAAGCUGUGACAUGGCACAUGGCCUAUAACCUAAAAGAUAUGAAGCACUGAAAGAUGACGCGUAGCAUAGUGUGGGUUGACUAGCAACACUUUGUAGUUUUCAUGAGGCGUGUUCCUUCAGUCUCCCAUAGAGGCACGCUCUGACGUGACUGUAACAUCUCGUGGGAUCAUAGAAUAAGAAUUCUCGUGACUCAGAAGAUGAACUUGAAAAGCAUAAUCGCAUUAAGUUUUCUCUUUUGAAAACACUGAACAUUUCUUUCACCGCGCUCUGUAAAGAAAGAAGCGAUAAUUUCAAUAGUCGUCAGAUGUGCGACUAAUGGUUAUUGCAGGUGAUAUUCCUAUAUUGAGGCAACAUGCCUUAUUAUGAGAUAUCAAUGCUGUUUGUUCUCGUGAAGUCUGCGAAAAUGUUCCCAAGGCACUCACAGUCAGAACUGAGUACGCUUUUCGCAGUUUGUGACUGUACCCGGUAGUCCAACUGGGCUUAAAGACAUGUGCUAGGAGCACUGGUGAAUAAGGAAACUGUUACAUAUAGGUGACAACCAGAUUUGUGUGAUGGUGCUUGAGCAUUAUUUGUCUUUCCUGUUUUCAUUGGUAACUUUUAUUUCUUUGUAGAAGUUACCACGUUGGAAGUCUGCGAAUCUUAUCGUUUCAUGUUUUAGGCCAGGCAUCAUUUAUGCUAGUAAAAUGAUGUACGUGUUCUAUUUUCAUCUUUAGACUCCUUGUACACAGAUCGCUGCAACAAUAAUGUUUACACUUGAUGGUUCGUCUGGAACGCUCGUUGAGAAGUUUAGUGCGUUUGAGUUGGCUAUAUUGAAGCAACUAGCUUCUCGCAUGUUUUUGAUACUCUACUUAGGCCGCAAGUGGUUUGCAUACUCGCAUGCAAAAACGCAUGUCAUUCUAAAAACUUGAAAACUACUACAAUUUCUUAUAUGACACCCUUAAGCAUGUGAUCUACCAUAAACACCCAAUUUUUGUGCCAUAAAAUGUUAGGACGUAGGUUUUGUAUACUUGUAUAGAUGUUUUAGUGUUUGUUUUUGCUCUUAUGAUAGAAAAUACUUUUAAACGAAUGGCGUUAUUCGACCAUCACUCGCCCUCAUGUACCUGCUUCUGAAGAGGUGCUACGUGGUGAGUCAGUGAAAGUAUGCUCUAUGUGGAGUGCAACGAGCGUGUACCCGUUGAAAAGUGUUGAUCUUAAAAUUGCCGAUAUCAGUGAUAGACGUGGAGUAAGAAGCCCUUUCUGAGGAAUCACUGUGUAGUAAACAUGAAUACGUGAUCGUUUUCGCUCCUCAGCCAAUCGGGCUCUGCCAAAAAGUCGGGAAGCUGCGGAGGCGAUUACAGCGUACUAAAGUAGCGUUGCACAUAUACACGCACUACACCGUAAUUAUGACAUAUCCGUUUUAUUUUCUUCGCGUAUCACUACGUAUAUUGGGUGCCUGUGGUCUGUAAAAUGUUCUCGCGUUUCCACUGGCAAAAUAAAAAGAAAAGUUUUCCAAACUUCGCCAUUACCAAAGAUAUAUUGUUAUGAUAAAACUCGUGACGAAAGCCAGACAAGCUGACUUCAAAAGUUAACCGAUGCUCAUUGCGGGCCCUCAAAAAGAAUUCAGCACAAAAUUUUAGUUACACAAGACAACUGUACGAACUUGGCUGUGCUCAGGCAACGAUUUCUUUGCUGAUUGUUGCUACGGCAUGUAAUCUCACUGGGGCGCAUGCCAUAUGUCAUAAUGUCAUUCAGGUUCUUCAGGCUUUAAUGCGUCAAAUAUCGAAUAGUUCAAAUAGCAGCGGUCGACACAAAAGUUUAUCACGAUACUUAGUGCCGACGCGCGAGUUUUCGUGCGAAGUUGUCAAGCUUGACUGUCGUAGAAGUUCAGAGAGAUAGAGAGAGAGAGAGAGAGAAUUUCUUUAAUUGGGAAGCUGGAGAGGUUUGCCUGGUUUUUACCUGACAGGCUACUCCAGUUGCUGGAUGAUGACAAUGAUAUAUACAACACACAACACAUACAGUUACAUACACGCAUAACAGUCACAUAACACAUAGAGUCACUCACAAGCACUGCACCAUUUACAACGUUUCAUUCAAGCCUGUGGCCCGUAAGAAUGCGAAUAGCGCUUUUGUAGAGUCUAACGCACUGGUGGUGUUCCGCCAUGCGCCUUGAAUAUUUGAAACUCCAAGUUUGUGUCCUGUUGUAUUUUUUGGCAUCUUUAAAGACUGUCUCCCUGAUGCGCAUUUCGUACACUCACAGAAGACAUGAUGGAUGUCUUCAGCGACGUUAUGUGUAAUGCAGACGUCUUCCCUUUGCGUGUAAUACUGAGCCAUGCUAUGCCAAGUACAUGGCAUAUUGCAAAAUAUCGUCAGUGAUGUAAUCGCACAAAAAUUCGAUUUGGGUGGAAUAUUCGAUGACAGAUGUGUCAAAAUACGAGUCCUCAGCUUUUGUACUGUACGUGCUAAAUUACAAGAAAACCCGUUCUUCCUUGUUUCUGUAUUUUUUUACUGAAUUUAUUCACCAGCGGUCACCAAAAGCUCAGGUAAAGCACUCUUUUUAUUUUUUGUUAACAAUUGGGCUCUUAACGCUCGUGCGUGAUGCUUCAGAACAAUAUGUGAUUGUCAAAAGUGUUCAUUCACGCGGUCUUUAUACAUACCCGCUACGUAGCACGCAGUAAAGUUCCGUGAGUGCCCUUUUUACACUCUGAGCUAUUCUCCAAUCAAAACUGCAUUGACUAAACCUCCACUCAAGCUGUUUGGGUUACUAGUAUACAAGUUCGCCUCAUUUUUCACGUUGAAUAGAUGGUGUGCAAACUUUAGUGAAUAGCCUGGUUUCAUGCGUACCAUCCUCAUACUAUGUGCAAUUUGACCUGAACACGCAAAUGGCGUUCUCUGCCCAAAGUUACGAAAGUACGCUCACGUGUGUUUCCUCUGAUUCUUAUUUUCCCUGCUGCUGUGGCAUCUUUUUGUCGCGAGUCGGUCAGGAUACCAAGUCCUUCGCAAAGCAAGGCAAAUGUAAACAUUGAUCAGUGCGAUAUAGUGUUUAAAUCCCGUCUUAGGUGAGCGUGUCUUAUUGCCAAAUAAGUCGUGUAAGAUAGACUUCUGUACGUAUGCUUGAAUAUGAUUGUUUAUAGGAAUGAGUGACAUUUCAUAGCUCUUUUUUUCUUUUUCUUUUUGCCAUACUGAUUGGCUCAUCUGUAUAGAUUACGCAUAUCACACGUGUUGUCCAUAUGUACUAAGUUUUCCUGUUUGAAAAAAAACUAGUGGUCAAACUGCUGUUUUACGAAGCUGAAGCGUCCGUGCAGUGCGAAAGGUUGCCUUCGCGGCUGUGGUGUGACUCAUCAAGGUGUGGAAGAAACAGCAAAACAGAAGCGCCAUAGGCCCUGCCACAGAACGUCACUACGCUGUUGGCGUGCAUAGCCUCUUUGAAAAAUGGCUGCUGUCUUUUUUAGUAAAAAUAAAAAAAACAAAAAAAGGAUCCCCGUGUUCACCGCGCUCACAAACAGGACGAUGUUAUUGGCUGCAGAUGGACCUUACAAGAUGUGCAACGUAUCUUUGGUGCCUCGUUUCAGAAAAUAUUUCAGGGCGCUAUGUUAGAAAUUAGGCAGCCGAGCGUAAUAUUGUAUGCUGGUAAUGUAGCUCACGGCUUUUCAGCCAAUCUCUUCAUGUCCUCUCAUUAACCCUAGUUUGGUAUAAUAAAUAUUAUGCCAGUACGAUCCUAUUCUGAUUUUAUUAUUAUUGCCAGCUGAAUAAUUCAAGUCUUUCAGAUCGUGCUCAUAAGAAAACUAUGGUUUGAUUAGGCUGCUCAGUCGUGGGCACGCGCCCAUGUUUGCGUCUCUGGAGGCAUUAAGUUCACGUCAAGGACACAGGAAUAGAAGCCGAAUGAAAUAUAACCUAUAGUACGCCUGUCCCCCUCUUUUUGUUCACUAUACAUGUGGCCCUAGAUCAAUGUGGGUUUAGGUUUUUUUCUCGCUUGAAUUAAGCCUAUAUUCCUGACGUUGUCAAAGUGUUGGAACCCGAGAAAUGACAUGAAAACCCUGAAUAUUGCUCCAUUAGUCAAAGUGUAUGAACCCGAGAAAUGACUAGAAAACCUUGCUUUUUCCGGCAUAUCUAUACGUAGUAGCCUCCAAAGCGCAUUUAAUGGCUUUACAGUGUGUACGCGAAACUAUCUUAGCGUUUCUUAACUAAAUGUUUCAUAAACAAGUGCUGUAGUGAGACACGAUUCCCUCGCCCUCUCUGAUCAGUGCUGCAGCUUUGCACCCGUGACCUUGCACAUUGAUGCAGUGUACAUAUUUAUUCACUUCUGCGAUUACGCACAGGCAGCUAUGUUUCUUUACCUCACCAGCACACCGACUGCUCGGCUUUGGGCCAAAAGUAGUGUACAUUUUUUUUCUAUUGUUCACGAGUUGGAGUGCUCUGCGGAUCUCGUUCCGCGUCUAUACCGUGUAGUAGUGGCGUGCUCAUUAAAUUUUUUUCCACUUGUGUGCGAGAGCUGGCUGAACACUUUGUCUGUAUGCAUGCGCGUUUUCAGAAACCCCAAAUAAAAUAUAAAACAUACUGCGAAACACUCA
Messenger RNA from Rhipicephalus microplus (southern cattle tick), 7648 nucleotides. Its product is annotated as bone morphogenetic protein 2. The record is from RefSeq and is a predicted model, not a curated record. Gene Ontology annotation, cellular component: extracellular region. Gene Ontology annotation, molecular function: growth factor activity; cytokine activity. Lineage: Eukaryota; Metazoa; Arthropoda; Arachnida; Ixodida; Ixodidae.